Molecule: messenger RNA, 2396 nt
Organism: Amphiprion ocellaris (clown anemonefish)
Lineage: Eukaryota; Metazoa; Chordata; Actinopteri; Pomacentridae
Exons: 4
Coding region: 159-1952 (597 amino acids)
Biological process (GO): lipid transport; lipoprotein metabolic process
Cellular component (GO): extracellular region; membrane
Molecular function (GO): lipid binding
Source: RefSeq, a predicted model, not a curated record
AUGUUGCUACAUCCUCUGGUUUAGGACUAUAAAAUCAGACUGACUCCUCCUCUGAUCAACACUAUAAAACACAAACCUGGACGCUGAAUGACAGACAGAAGAACUUUCUCAACAAAAGUAAAUUCAAGUGUUGCUCUACAGCAAAGUGCGAUCACAUCAUGGAUAUCGCUGACAUUCUGGUAAAGAAAAUCUUCUACUGGUUGGAUCUACAAAAGGAAGGUGCUGAGAAGAUGAACCGGCUGGCCUCUGAACUUGAAAAUCAUAACGAGAAUGUUAAAAUCAGUAAGGUUAUUGGGGACUCUGUGAAUGUUGCUGGUGCAACUGCAAUAACAGCGGCUGGUAUAUUGACCUUCUUUACAGGAGGAGCAGCAGCACCGUUGCUAGCUACAGCAGGACUUGCAGCUUCAGGGCUCGGUGUGGCCACCAGUGUGGGUUCUACCGUUGUAGAUGCAAUCAAAUCAAGUAAAUCCAUGGAGGAGGCAAAGCAGAUUGGAGAGGGCAUCGAAGAUGUUUUCAAGGAAAUCAAGAAAUACAUUGACAUGCUGAAUGACGAAUGGCAGGAGAAACAAUCACAGGAUGAUUUGUGUUUUGAUUCUCCUGAAGAUUAUGUUAUGGAGCAAAUCUUGAGAGCAAUGGCCAAAGAGCUCGGCCUGAAAAUCAAUGGUCACAUCAAACUGUCCUCCGUGCUGCGUAAUAUUGACUAUAAAAACUAUGCUGUAGGUCAUGUGUUGGUACGGAGUUUUAGCGCGCUUCCACAGUUUGUUUUUCAAACAAUCUCAAGAGCAGCUGUCAAUUUUGCUAAAGAUGCAGCUCCAGCAGCAGCAGCAAAAGGACUGGGGAAAGCGGCGGCUUUAGUUGGAGCCACAGCAAUUGUGUCUGGAGCAGCUGGUCUUUUCUUAUCAGUCCCUGACCUGAUUAGAAAUUCUACAAGUUUGGCUGAAAAAAACUUUGUGACAGAAGCCAGUCAGAGUCUGAGAGAAGCUGCAACAGCAAUGCUGGAUUCUUCUGAGCAGAUGAGGAAAGAGCUGAACAGGAGCAGGGAACUGUUGCAGAAGUUGAGUGAUCUGAAGAACAUCAUUGAAAAUCCAGCGAGGAAUUAUGAUCAAAUGAAAUCACUGAAAAGGUUGGCAAUUGAACGCUGCAGAGAUGAAGCUACUCGACAGUGGCUGAGUGAAAAUUUAGAAUCUGAGUCCUUCUCCAAACUCGUGGACAUGUUUUUCUUCCUGCAAAAACAAAUUGAUAAGGAGGAGAAGAAGAACCACAGAAACAGUGUGGACAUCAUCUUUCUGGCUCAUGGAUGCAUUGAAGACCAGAUGAUUCCAGCCAGCUGCCUGCUGCCGCUGGACUCCCUUCAUGACGUGGUUCUAUAUUCUCCAUGGAACUGUCUUCUGAAUGCUGAUGCAGCGUACGACAUCGCCACCGGAAUCAUGGAGCCUCAGGACAGAGAUUUUUGCUGUUGCUCAAAAUACUGCAAGGUUCCUUCUAACAUGCAUCGACCCACAAAGCUGCCAAAUGAGUGGAACUCAAUGAGGGAGGCCAGGGGAGAAAAGAUUCCCAACAUCAUGCUGAGUCCCCUGGACCCACCAAAUGAUGGAGCAUGGACAAGCUUUGAGAAGCUGGAAGAUGAGUACGGCAAACCAGGCAGAAACCGGAUCCUCAUCCCGUUCAUCAUCCCAGGAACGACGAAAUACAGAAUCCCCUUCUCUGUGGUCAGCUUGGCCCUGUCGCUGGUGCUCAUCUUCUCCAGGUUUCAGGCCACCCUCCACCUCACUGCCUGUCUGGGAAAAGCAUGGCAAAGAAUGACGCUGGAUGAAGACGCCCUGAAGGAGCAGUACGCCUACACCAUGGACAACACUGGAAUGACAUCUAAAGUGAAGCGCUCAUGCAGGAAGAACAGGAGGCUUUACACAAAUUUACAAACUCUAUUUGGUGAGGGAUCCUCUGGGUGUUAGUGUCAAGCUGCAUGAAGCUGUUUUGACUGCACUCUGUAUUAUUUACACUGUGGAGCUCCUGCAGUCAUCAUGAGGAAUCUGAAGCUGUAAUGUUUGAAGGACAAAUGCAACAAUAACUCAUCUUCUUUAAUUCUUGAUCCUUCAAAUGAAAUCCUUAUUUCUCUUCUUUGUUUUAUGGACAUUUAUAGAGAUAUCUGUCAAAUUUCACCUCAACACAAAAAUACUUUCUGAGCUAAACAUUUUUAAAAUCUACUUUCAGCAGGUUUUUUCUCACAUUGAAAUCUGAGUGUGUUUGAACAAAAUAUUUCAGGAGAUAAAAACCUGAAAUUUUCUCUGUUAUUUUUCAUCAUGUCAUUGAUUCAGAAUCUGUAAUAUUGGACACAAUAGUCUCUGAUUAUGGGUGAGAUGAAAUCUGUAAAAAAUUAAAGAUGUCAUGAAAAAUCC